Molecule: messenger RNA, 912 nt
Organism: Drosophila eugracilis
Lineage: Eukaryota; Metazoa; Arthropoda; Insecta; Diptera; Drosophilidae
Gene: CAH8
Product: carbonic anhydrase 15
Exons: 4
Coding region: 1-912 (303 amino acids)
Cellular component (GO): cytoplasm
Molecular function (GO): zinc ion binding; carbonate dehydratase activity
Source: RefSeq, a predicted model, not a curated record
AUGCAUUUUCCGGCUUUUGAUGACUUCUAUCAGAGAAUUGUGUUUCUGCUGCCGUUCGUCGCAAAUUUCAGAUCUAAUGAGUUUGAUUACAAAGCACCGGAGAGGUGGCAGGAUAAAUAUCCGCAAUGCGGUGGUUCAGACCAGUCACCAAUUGCGAUUAGCAGAAGAAAGGUGAUAUCACUGAACUUGCCCCCAUUGGUUUUCGGCCUUUAUGAUGAACUCUUUGAUGAUCUGGUGACCAUGACAAAUAAUGGACAUACAGUGGAAUUCAAGGUACCAUCUACCAUUUAUGGCGUGAGACCCUAUGUUACGGGAGGACUUUUACAAGACUGCUACGACGUUGAGGCAGUUCACUUCCAUUGGGGAUCCCCGCAAAGCAAGGGUUCUGAGCACAUACUCAACGGACGUCGGUAUGAUCUGGAAAUGCACAUAGUCCAUCGGAAUACCAAAUAUCUGACCCUUGACGAAGCCCAAAACUAUAGCGACGGAAUUACAGUAUUGGCAGUGCUCUUCAAGAUUGUGCGGACGUCUCCAACGUUCUAUCAACCUGGACUCAAUGAGGUCUUUAGUUCGCUGCUCCAUUUGGGUAAUUUUAACAGCAGCUACACUGUGCAGGAACGUUUCACCCUGGGAUCUUUGCUUGGCAACCUGGACAGAGGCAACUUCUUUACGUAUAAGGGCUCCCUAACGACGCCACCAUGCUCUCCAGUGGUUCAAUGGCAUGUAUUUGGCGAGGUGCUGCCCAUUUCGCAUCAGGAACUGCCAAAGUUUUGGCAACUCCGCGACGCCCGGGGUCUUCCGCUGCAAAAGAACUUUCGGCCACUACAGUCACAAGAAAACCGACUGAUCUUCUACCGGCAGGCUUUUGUGCCGCUCCAGCAGGAGCAAUUGCAAGAACUGAUCUGGUUAUAG